UAUUCUGAUAUUAAACAAAAAUGUCUAUUCCAGCAUUAUCGGGAAAAGCUUAUUUUUUAAUUACUGGUGCUAGUCGAGGUAUUGGUAAACAAAUUGCAAUAUCGUUUGGUUCAUUACUUCAAGAAGGAUCAUACGUACUUUUAUUAGCAAGCAAUUUAAAUGCUUUAAAGGAUACAGCUGCACAAUUACCUUCAAAUUUAAAUGUUGAUUAUGCUAGUGUCGAUUUGGGAACUGCUACAAAAGAUGAUCUAAAAAAAGUUGUAAUGUCAUCGUUGAAAGGAACUGAUCCUAAAGAAUUCGAUAGAGUUAUUAUUGUGCACAAUGUUGGAACGUCUGGUGAUGUUUCUAAAUUUACCAAUGAAAUGAUGGAUAUAAAUGUAUGGAGAAAAUAUUUUGAUCUUAAUAUGUUCAUACCUAUUAUAUUAAAUGGAUUAAUGAUGGAGAUAUUUGAUAAAAAUAGUGAUACUAAAAAAUUAAUUAUUAAUAUUACUUCUUUACUCGCUCAAUUACCAUUUGCAUCAGCUGGAUAUUAUUGUACUGUAAAAGCAGCUAAAGAAAUGUUUUUCAAGGUGUUUGCAUUAGAAUAUCCUGAAGUGGACGUUUUAAAUUACUCACCUGGUCCCGUUCAAACUGAUAUGUUAGAUAAUUUUACUCAAAAUCUUGCUAACAAAGAAUUUAAAUCAAAUUUGAUUAGUAAUACAAUUUUAACAACUGAACAAACGGUUAAUCGUCUUAUAGAAGUAUUGAAAGAUCAUCAAUAUAAAUCUGGUGACCAUAUUGAUUAUUUUGAUGAAAAAAUUUAAAAAAAAUAAAUAAUCAUUGGAUACGCAUACAUAUAUAUAUAU
Messenger RNA from Polistes dominula (European paper wasp), 845 nucleotides. It is a transcript of the gene Sptr, whose product is annotated as Sepiapterin reductase. Gene Ontology annotation, molecular function: sepiapterin reductase (NADP+) activity. The record is from RefSeq and is a predicted model, not a curated record. Gene Ontology annotation, biological process: tetrahydrobiopterin biosynthetic process. NCBI's taxonomy places the organism in Eukaryota, Metazoa, Arthropoda, Insecta, Hymenoptera, Vespidae.